GUUAUAUUUAUAGGGCCUAUUUAUAAGCCUCUAUUUAAAUCUUUUCUGAUAGGCCCAGCCGCAGGUCCAGACACAAUUGUGAUUGGUGUACGUUUCUGUCCUUCAAAGAGGCGGGUUCAAGAGUCCGUUUUGCUUCAGCGGGUACUGGGAUUGGCUGUCAGCGGCAGAGAGGCGUCCUUGAUUGGUCGUGCGGGCCGUCUGUCUGCAACGAGGAGGCGGGGCAGGCGGCUGGCUGGUGCUGAGCGGGCGGGCCCCGGAAUUGUCAUUUCUUUGUUUCCGAAGGCGGAGGAGGCUCAGACCCCCCCACCGUGGCACCCCCCCUCCCCCCCGGGUGCUGGCUCCAUGUCUGCGUGACCGGCCCCAGGGGUAGAGUGCAGGCCCGACGCGGGGCGGGCCGGUGGCUGCGGCGGCUGAGGUGAGAGGCGGCGGCGGCGCGGGCAUAGUAAACAAUCAGUGUGAAUUAAUAUGAAGUGAAUUCAUUGUUGAAUGAAGAUCCAUUUUACUGCCAGCUCUUGGAAGUUGAAUUCUCUUACCCAGAAGAUUAAUAAUAAAUACCCUGUUACAUUUUUAUAUCUGAAAUUCCUGGUAGUGUGGGCACUUGUCCUCCUUGCAGAUUUUGUCCUGGAGUUCAGAUUUGAAUACCUGUGGCCAUUCUGGCUUUUCAUCAGAAGCGUCUAUGAUUCCUUCAGAUACCAGGGACUGGCCUUCUCAGUAUUUUUUGUUUGUGUAGCAUUCACAUCAAAUAUAAUAUGUCUGCUCUUCAUUCCCAUACAAUGGCUUUUUUUUGCUGCUAGCACAUAUGUAUGGGUUCAGUAUGUAUGGCACACAGAAAGGGGAGUGUGUUUGCCUACAGUGUCCCUCUGGAUACUCUUUGUUUAUAUUGAAGCAGCAAUUAGAUUUAAAGAUCUCAAAAAUUUUCAUGUAGACCUUUGUCGUCCAUUUGCUGCUCACUGUAUUGGGUACCCUGUGGUGACUUUGGGCUUUGGCUUCAAAAGUUAUGUGAGCUACAAAAUGAGAUUAAGGAAGCAGAAGGAAGUGCAAAAGGAGAACGAAUUUUACAUGCAGCUGCUUCAGCAGGCUCUCCCUCCAGAGCAACAGAUGCUACAGAAGCAAGAGAAAGAGGCCGAGGAAGCAGCCAAAGGAUUACCUGAUAUGGAUUCCUCGAUCCUUAUACACCACAACGGAGGCAUCCCAGCCAACAAAAAACUGUCCACAACUUUGCCAGAGAUAGAAUAUCGAGAAAAAGGGAAAGAAAAGGACAAGGAUGCCAAAAAACACAACCUUGGAAUAAAUAACAACAAUAUUCUACAACCUGUAGACUCUAAAAUACAAGAAAUCGAGUAUAUGGAAAACCAUAUUAAUAGUAAAAGAUUAAAUAAUGAUCUUGUGGGAAGUACAGAAAAUCUUUUGAAAGAGGACUCAUGUACUGCUUCCUCAAAAAAUUACAAAAAUGCCAGCGGAGUUGUAAACUCCUCCCCUCGAAGUCACAGCGCCACAAACGGGAGCAUUCCUUCCUCAUCUAGUAAAAACGAGAAGAAGCAGAAGUGCACUAGCAAGAGCCCAAGUACACAUAAGGACCUCAUGGAAAAUUGUAUUCCUAAUAACCAGCUAAGCAAGCCAGAUGCACUGGUAAGGCUGGAACAAGACAUUAAAAAGUUAAAGGCUGACUUGCAAGCGAGCAGGCAAGUAGAACAGGAGCUCCGCAGUCAGAUCAGCUCCCUCUCAAGCACCGAACGAGGGAUCCGCUCAGAAAUGGGCCAGCUCCGGCAGGAGAAUGAGCUGCUGCAGAACAAGUUACAUAAUGCUGUGCAAAUGAAACAAAAAGACAAGCAGAAUAUCAGCCAGCUGGAGAAAAAGCUCAAAGCUGAGCAAGAAGCCCGAAGUUUUGUAGAAAAACAGUUAAUGGAGGAGAAAAAAAGGAAGAAGUUAGAAGAAGCCACAGCUGCCCGAGCUGUUGCAUUUGCUGCUGCAUCUAGGGGAGAAUGUACUGAAACCUUACGGAAUCGCAUCAGAGAACUAGAAGCAGAGGGCAAGAAGCUCACAAUGGACAUGAAGGUGAAAGAAGACCAGAUCAGAGAGCUAGAACUGAAAGUUCAGGAGCUUCGGAAAUACAAGGAAAAUGAAAAGGACACCGAGGUGUUAAUGUCAGCCCUCUCUGCCAUGCAAGACAAGACGCAGCACCUGGAGAACAGCCUGAGCGCAGAGACAAGAAUCAAGCUGGACCUGUUCUCUGCACUGGGUGAUGCAAAGCGACAGCUCGAGAUUGCCCAGGGACAAAUCCUUCAAAAAGACCAGGAAAUCAAGGACCUAAAACAGAAGAUAGCCGAAGUCAUGGCCGUCAUGCCCAGCAUAACGUACAGCGCUGCCACCAGCCCCCUGAGCCCCGUCUCCCCCCACUACUCUUCCAAGUUUGUGGAGACCAGCCCCUCCGGACUGGACCCCAACGCCUCUGUCUACCAGCCCCUGAAGAAGUGAAGGCCACUGUGCGUUGGCCCAACCGUGCGGUUUACCAAAAGGCCUCACAAAGCAGCAUCUCUGGCAGUCAAGAUAAAAAGUUUAUAUUGUACUUUGUGGGACUGUACAUGUUGUCAUUUUUAAAAAGGGGGGAGGUGACAUCCAGGUCUGAUUAGAACUGCCCGUCAGUUGUUCUUGUAAAUUUUUUAGAAGACCUCACAGAACUUUGCAGUUUAUUUUUCUCGGCCAACACAUUAAAACCAUUCUUGGAUUUCAAGUA
Molecule: messenger RNA, 2734 nt
Organism: Chinchilla lanigera (long-tailed chinchilla)
Lineage: Eukaryota; Metazoa; Chordata; Mammalia; Rodentia; Chinchillidae
Gene: Maco1
Product: transmembrane protein 57
Biological process (GO): neuronal signal transduction
Cellular component (GO): rough endoplasmic reticulum membrane
Source: RefSeq, a predicted model, not a curated record